AUGUUUGUAUGCUUUGUAUCGAGCAAAACUGACAGUAAUUUCUCGCCUACCAACUUAUUAACGACCCGGGUCGGACCCUGUCCCGAUGUUGGGAAUACAGUGGUCUCAGUUUCUGAAAUGAGUUUGAGUACGAGGCUCCACGACUCGUCAUUGAGUGGCGAAGUGAAUAUUUCACGAAAUAUUGAAGAUGGUUGGACAGUGAAGGCGCUGAUGCAGAAAUGUCAGGACAUCCGUAACUUGGACACGUGUGACUAUUUGAAGUCGUUUCCGGUGAUAAAGGACGGCUGCAACCAUAACGACGCUGACAGAGUGGAGUUUUAUACAUUGCUCUUCAACCGAUCUCGACCAAGCAUUUCAUGUCCAAUAAAGGCGGGUAUUUACAACAUAACGGACUACCCUAUAUUUAAUCAAGAUAAUUACUUAGCCGUGUCAGAGGCGAAGAUUUCCACCAGCAUCUUUGGGUACACGUUCCGUUUGGAGGGGUUCAGCAAGUCAAUAAAGAUGUUUUGCAUAGAAGCUUACCUACAGUUGGUGUACAUCAGGGAGCACAAUUUUGACCACUUCCGUGACGUUACUACCGACGAGCCUUUCAGUGAAGAGGAGCGAGUGGGGAGUGACGAAAAGUGA
This is a messenger RNA of Achroia grisella, 627 nucleotides long. RefSeq lists its product as uncharacterized. NCBI's taxonomy places the organism in Eukaryota, Metazoa, Arthropoda, Insecta, Lepidoptera, Pyralidae. The transcript is spliced from 4 exons. Bases 1 to 627 code for a protein of 208 amino acids. The record is from RefSeq and is a predicted model, not a curated record.